Sinocyclocheilus grahami is the source of this 1445-nucleotide messenger RNA. It is a transcript of the gene ube2wa, whose product is annotated as ubiquitin conjugating enzyme E2 Wa. Lineage: Eukaryota; Metazoa; Chordata; Actinopteri; Cypriniformes; Cyprinidae. Bases 101 to 556 code for a protein of 151 amino acids. The transcript is spliced from 6 exons. The record is from RefSeq and is a predicted model, not a curated record.
CCCCUAAACAUUGUUGCAAACUGUUGUUGCAUUGCGGUUCCGUGAAAAACCCUUAUCAGACGUCAUUCGGCCAAUCGCCUUUCUACAGUGGCUUUCCAUCAUGGCGUCUAUGCAGAAGCGAUUACAAAAGGAAUUGUUGGCAUUGCAAAGUGAUCCACCUCCUGGAAUGACACUGAAUGAGAGAAGUGUGCAGAACACAAUCACUGAGUGGUUUAUAGAUAUGGAAGGUGCUCCAGGUACUCUCUAUGAAGGAGAGAAGUUUCAGCUCCUCUUCAAAUUCAGUGGUCGAUAUCCUUUUGAUUCACCUCAGGUAAUGUUCACUGGAGAGAAUAUACCCAUCCAUCCGCACGUCUAUAGUAACGGUCACAUCUGUUUAUCUAUUUUAACGGAGGACUGGUCACCAGCUCUGUCUGUGCAAUCUGUGUGUUUAAGCAUUAUUAGCAUGCUGUCAAGCUGCAAAGAAAAGCAACGCCCUCCAGAUAACUCCUUUUAUGUAAAGACAUGUAAUAAGAAUCCAAAGAAAACUAAGUGGUGGUAUCAUGUUGAUACAUGCUAGUAGUAUCCUCACAAUUUUGAUAUAUAAACAGACUUUUCCAGGUACAUCAAGUACUUUAUGAUACAAUCUUUUGGGUUAAGACUGAACCCGCAGACCCUGGGAUGGUGAUUUAUGUGUGGAUUAGGUGUACACUUCUGCUGACUGGAAAAAGUGCAUAAAAACUGCAGGAAUGUAACCCACCCGGCAAGUAUAUUUUGAUGGAAGCAAGAUGUGGAGCUUUUUUUUUAUUUUUUAUUUUUAUGUUAUGUUUGAUUUACGUUGUAUUGUUUUCUUUCAUAAGUCUCUAAGGUUGUGCACCGAUUGUGCAGUAAUAACUUGGGUUUGGAAUAAAAGGAAAGUCAGUGCAAAUCAGAAACCCAGCUACUGUAAUGGAUCGAUCAUCAAAAGCAGAGACAGAUGUCUAUCUUUGCCUUGCUAGGUUAUGCACUGUGAAAUUCGAACAGGGCGUAUUUUUACAUAUAAUUUAAAACCAUAGUUUAUUUUAAAACGUAAGCCAUUUUAAGUUGAAAAUAUAGCUGGGUGUGGUGUAUGAAUGUCAUAUUUACGGAUAUGUACAGAUUUAAUGCAGGGUGUUGAUCAUAACAUCUUAAAGGUUAUUUGGAAUUACACAGAUGCUUUAUGGGUUAGGAUUUAAGCACUGGUUUUAUAGAUAGACCCCCAUUUUGUGUAGUUACAAUGAGGUAACUUUAAGCAUAAUCACUUUAUCUUUUAUGUGAAGCUUUAUCUAGUUAUAUUAAAAUUGUCUGUUUGAUUAAAUGAUUUAUCCUACUGUGCUGGGAAAGGUUCUUUUAAAAAGACGACUUUUCCAUGCUGUUAGCUUAGAAAAAGUAAAGUUUGUCUUUAUUGUUUUGUUAAAACCUUAUUUAACUUUAUUUAAAAGAAAUGUUCU